UGACAAGUGUUGCAAAAUGAAGCUGCCAACCUGGGUCGUUCCUGUGCUGUUGCAGCUGUUGUCUUGUGCUGGUUUGGCAGCGGGGGACAAAGCGCCUCUGACACUCGGCUUCUCUCUCUCCAACCCCAACCCCGCCGCCUGCUCCACACCAACGCAGCCUCACCUGAAGGCUCUCAGCCUCGAGUUGGAUUUCUUCGUCAACGUCGCGGACCACCAAUUCAAAGUCCCAAUCAUGCCUCUCCACCUCCUAGGCAAGAAAUCAUGGAAUGUGUACAACACCGUGAACAUCGAGAAGGUCAAGCGCGAUGAAGCCGCCGCCGCAGCUCUCGAAGCCGCUGAAGAGGAGCGCAUGCAAGAUGCCGAUGCGCAACGACGUAUGCAAAUCUUGCGCGGCGAAGAACCCACCCCUCUAGCCAUCGAAGACGCCCCCCAACCUUCGAACUCGAAUCAAGAUGGAGCUGGUGCAAGAGAAAGUGCACCCGGAUAUGGGUAUGGAAGAGAAAGGAAGAGACGUAAGAAGGCUGGGGAGAACGAUACCGACUUCGAGAUGCGCAUGGCCGCAGAGGAUAGAGACCAAGUCAGGGAGAUAGACAAACAGCUCGUCCUACGUAAACCGACAGAAGCACCCCUGGUGGACCAACGAGGAAACAUAUCUCUUUUCCCAGAGACUAUACCUUCAAGCUCUAAAGUGGCAGAGAAGAACCCUGAGGCUGAGCGUGAAGCAGCGCGGAAGAAGAAGGAGUAUGAAGAUCAAUACACAAUGCGGUUUUCCAACGCAGCGGGCUUCAAGCAGGGAUUAGAGAAGCCCUGGUAUGCAUUGAGUUUCGAAGAGAAGGAGGCCAUUAUUGAUGCCGCAAGUGAGGAAAGAAGAGAAGAAAAGGCUCUGAGAAGGACAGAGAAGAGAGAAGACAGGAAAGAGGCCAAAGAGAAAGCCAGAUUUGCAAAUAAUUUUGACACCAAAGGCAAAGAGGAUUACGGCAGAGAAAUCCCACAGAAGGAUGUUUGGGGUAACGAGGAUCCCAGGAGGCAGGAGAGGGCCCUAAAAAGGAUGGUUGAUAAUGACCCGUUGGCUAUGAUGAAGGCGGGUGCUAGGCAGGUUAGGCAAGUUGAGAAGGAGAGGAAGGCUCUAAUGGAAGAGAGGGAAAGGGAGCUCAAGGAGUUAGAACGUGCAGAGAGGAGGAAGAGGAAAGAACGGCGGCGGGAAAGAGACGAGCUGGAUGGCUUCAGCUUGGAUGGUCCAAACCAUCAGUCGGAAGACUCUGAGCGGAGGAGGAAGAGAAAGAGGCGCCACCAUGAGGAAGAUGGCUCUGAAGACGGAGAGUCGAUUGAGUUCAUACUGGAUACAAAAGAAAAGAGAUCCUCGUCCAGUCGACAUGGCGAUAGGGAAAGAGAGAGUGAAAAAGACAGGGAGAGGAGGCACAGACACAAGGAGUCUAGAAGGAGUUCUCAUCGUGAAGAGGACCGGCAUAGACAUAGACAUAGGUCUAGGCACCAUGAUUAGUGUUUAAUAGUAGAAGUACAAUACAGCAGUAUAUUGAAAC
This is a messenger RNA of Cadophora gregata, 1541 nucleotides long. RefSeq lists its product as uncharacterized. The transcript is spliced from 2 exons. The record is from RefSeq and is a predicted model, not a curated record. The coding region runs from base 17 to 1501 and encodes 494 amino acids. NCBI's taxonomy places the organism in Eukaryota, Fungi, Ascomycota, Leotiomycetes, Helotiales, Ploettnerulaceae.